Molecule: messenger RNA, 183 nt
Organism: Meriones unguiculatus (Mongolian gerbil)
Lineage: Eukaryota; Metazoa; Chordata; Mammalia; Rodentia; Muridae
Product: keratin-associated protein 20-2-like
Exons: 1
Coding region: 1-183 (60 amino acids)
Source: RefSeq, a predicted model, not a curated record
AUGUGUUACUAUGGCAGAUACUAUGGAGGCCUGGGUUAUGGCUAUGGUGGCCUAAUCUAUGGCUAUGGCUGUGGCUGUAGCUAUGGCUGUGGCUAUGGUGGCUAUGGUGGCUAUGGUGGCUAUGGUUAUGGCUGUUGCUGCCCACUGUGCUGUAGAAGGUACUGGUCAUAUGGCUUUUACUGA